Zasmidium cellare ATCC 36951 is the source of this 1008-nucleotide messenger RNA. RefSeq lists its product as uncharacterized. Bases 1 to 1008 code for a protein of 335 amino acids. The record is from RefSeq and is a predicted model, not a curated record. NCBI's taxonomy places the organism in Eukaryota, Fungi, Ascomycota, Dothideomycetes, Mycosphaerellales, Mycosphaerellaceae. The transcript has a single exon.
AUGGCCAACCCCCAACCCCCCAAUCCCUCAACAGCCACCCCACUCACCUCCCAACCAUCCUCAAACUUCUUCACAACCCUCAGCCCCGAACUCCGCCUCGAAAUCCUAACCCUAGCAUUCGGCUCCCGAACCAUCCACCUCAGCCUCUUCGACACAACGCCUCCCCGUCCCUAUUAUACACCCGGUGGCUGGCCCCCCAAGCUCCCCCAAGGACAAGCCAAACUCUGCAGCACAAUCUGUCGCCGACAUGACCGCUUCGGGCCAAAGGAUAUCCGUGGGUUUCGCAGCGUCGCGGACGAUUCGUGCGCUGCUACUUAUCCCGUUGAUGAGGAGAAGAAGAUGCGGUCGGAGGAAUGGCUCGCGGGGCUGCAUUUAGGGGUUUUAGGGUGGUUGCUGGCUUGUCGGCAGGCGUAUGUGGAGGGUCUUGACGUCUUAUUUUCGACGAACACGUUUCAUGUUGAUCGGCCUCUUUUAGCCGCCAGUCUUUCUAGCUUUUUCCCACAGGAACGUCUUGCGCGGAUCCGGGCGGUGGAGUUGAAGCUGGAUUGGAGAGUAGCACGAUAUGAAGGCGAUCGCGUACCUUUCCAUGAACGGCUCCCGAGGAUUCUUGAAAAUCUCCCUAAGGAACUCCCUCGGGUUACGCACCUCUCUAUCGCCUUUCAGGAUAAUCUCUGGCCGGACCCGGAUGCUCGUUCCGCCCCAUCAGUAGAGGAGUUUAUGCCCUGGCUGGAAGACAAAGCCUUGCGACCCCUGGAUCGUCUAGCGGAGAAUAUGGAGAGGCUGGAGACGUUUGAGGUUUACUUCGUUUCUAGCAUCCAUUCGAAACUGAGAAAGGACAGGCAUUGGGAGAGGGGGAGGACUGGGGAUUUCAGGCCGAGUUUUUGGAGAGGUCUUGAUGGGAGCAAGGAAUGUAAGAAAGGGUAUUGGGUGCACGAGGGCGCUGAUGAUACUCCUUACGUUUGCACGUAUCUACCACCCCCUCCGCGCCCUGCUGCGGAUAGUGCAUGA